Molecule: messenger RNA, 607 nt
Organism: Chroicocephalus ridibundus (black-headed gull)
Lineage: Eukaryota; Metazoa; Chordata; Aves; Charadriiformes; Laridae
Gene: THUMPD2
Product: THUMP domain containing 2
Exons: 4
Coding region: 1-597 (198 amino acids)
Source: RefSeq, a predicted model, not a curated record
AUGGCGCAGCCCGCCCGGCCGACCCUCCGCCCGCCUCGCCGCCGCCGGGCUCCGCGCAGCUCGGCCGCCGGCUCCUCCUCCUCCUCCCCGCUCAGCUUGAGUUUAGAUUUAAGUAUAUUGGCAGAGGAGUUAGAUGUAAAGACCUGCCUUUAUUCUGCUGCAUUGCCAUUGCCUUCAGAAGGAUCUGACACUGUGAUUUUGGAUAUUCUGUUUGGGAAGAAGUUCAAGAUCACAAAAGACAUAAUGUUCCUACCAGAUAUUCUCCAGGAAACGCAGAAAGUACCUCAUGUUGGAGGCACUAUUGUAUUGCUGCUGAGCCAAGAUCUCCAUAAGCGCAUGGAUGGCAUCACCAAGUGUGCUGAAAAUGACUCUCCUAAUGCCAUUUCUGAUGGCGCAAGUGAGACUGCCACUGCAAAAGCCCUGAAUGUUGAUGGGAAUUCUUCCUCCUCGGUGAGUGGUGUUGAAGAGUCCUGUCUCAGCAGCCAACAGACACAUUUUGGGUCUCUGGUGCCAGAUGGCAUUUAUGGAGUUAGUCUUGGAAAGACGGAUGCUUUCAUAUACAAAUACAGGAAGAUCUCUACUGCUGGGAAUCGAUAGCUUUCUUGCA